Epinephelus moara (kelp grouper) is the source of this 5794-nucleotide messenger RNA. RefSeq names its product ATP-binding cassette, sub-family G (WHITE), member 4a (gene abcg4a). The transcript is spliced from 15 exons. Gene Ontology annotation, molecular function: ATP hydrolysis activity; ATP binding; ABC-type transporter activity. Lineage: Eukaryota; Metazoa; Chordata; Actinopteri; Perciformes; Serranidae. Gene Ontology annotation, cellular component: plasma membrane. The record is from RefSeq and is a predicted model, not a curated record. The coding region runs from base 318 to 2366 and encodes 682 amino acids.
AAGAGGAUAACGGUGGCUGCUGCUACAUCGAGCUGCUGCUGAUGAUGCUGAUGCUGCUGCUGAAGCAUCUGCAGCGCUGUUUGGCUGCUUUUUGUUUCAUUCCAGAUGUGAGACACUGAAGACUGUCAUCAUCAACACCAGCGUCGAGGAUGUGUGUGAGUAUUUCGAUGCGACUUCAGAGCGGAUGGAUUCAAUGCAAGGAAUAAUCCUACCGAGGAACAACAUGACAGGCAUCCUGCUCCCCUGACGAUUCUCUCUGGGAUGCAGUCAUAGUUUGAGGCCGGACAUGAUUUUAAUCUCAGGAGUUGCUGUAGUGGAUGCGGGAUGGUGUGCGCCGCACCCCGAGAAGAGAUAUUGAUAAGGAGAACUCAGAUCUGUCCUUUGAUGCCUCUCAUCCGAUCCGGAUUUUUCCUGGACUGUGGCGCACACCUUUCAGCAUGGCUGAGAGGACACUGGAUCCGGGCUCGGUCAGCAUCCCCAUGGAGGAGACCAAACUCCACAGCGGAGCACCCCCAGAGGCACCACUCCUCACCCACUUGAAGAAGGUGGAGAACCACAUCACUGAGGCUCAGCGCUUCUCCCACCUCCCACGCCGCUCCGCUGUGGACCUGGAGUUCAAUGAGCUGUCGUACACCAUCCGCGAGGGUCCCUGGUGGAGGAGGAGAGGUUACAAAGCCCUCCUCAAGUGUCUGUCAGGAAGAUUCAAUAGCAGAGAGCUGAUUGGCAUCAUGGGGCCAUCUGGAGCCGGGAAAUCCACUCUGAUGAAUAUUCUGGCGGGGUACAGGGAGACGGGCAUGAAGGGCCAGAUCAUGGUGAACGGUCGACCGAGGGACCUGAGGACCUUCAGGAAGAUGUCCUGCUACAUCAUGCAGGAUGACAUGCUGUUGCCACAUCUCACUGUGAGGGAGGCCAUGAUGGUUUCUGCCAAUCUGAAACUGAAUGAGAGCAUGCAGGUCAAAACAGAGCUUGUGGAUGAGAUCCUGACUGCUCUGGGUCUUCAGGAGUGUGCUCAGACACGCACCAACUCUCUCUCUGGAGGCCAGUGUAAAAGACUGGCCAUCGCCCUCGAGCUGGUCAACAACCCUCCUGUCAUGUUCUUUGAUGAGCCCACCAGUGGUCUGGACAGCGCUUCCUGCUUCCAGGUGGUUUCCCUCAUGAAGUCUUUGGCCCAGGGAGGACGGACAAUCAUCUGCACCAUUCAUCAGCCCAGUGCCAAGCUCUUUGAGAUGUUUGAUAAGCUGUACAUCCUCAGUCAGGGUCAGUGUAUAUACAAGGGCACAGUCCCUUACCUCAUCCCUUAUCUGAAGAACCUGGGCCUCCACUGCCCAACGUAUCACAAUCCUGCUGACUUCAUCAUUGAGGUGGCGUCAGGGGAGUAUGGGGAUCUGAAUCCAGUGCUGUUUGAGGCGGUCCAGGGUGGACUGUGCUCUGAGGAGGGCAAGAAGAACUCCAGAGAUAAAAGUGACUCUUCCUGUCCCUCUCAAUGUCACAGUGACACAGGAACCCUUGAGAAACACAGCUUUGCCACCAGUACAUUCACACAGUUCUGCAUCCUCUUUAAAAGAACCUUCGUCACGAUAUGCAGGGACAUGGUGCUGACCCACCUCAGGGUGAUGUCCCAUAUUUGCAUUGGAGUGCUGAUUGGCCUGCUUUAUCUCAAAAUUGGAAAUGAUGCCAGCAAGGUUUUCAACAACACUGGCUUCCUCUUUUUCUCCAUGUUGUUCCUCAUGUUUGCCGCCCUGAUGCCCACCGUCCUAACCUUUCCUCUGGAGAUGUCCGUGUUUAUAAGGGAACAUCUCAACUACUGGUACAGCCUGAAGGCCUAUUACUUGGCCAAAACCAUGGCUGAUAUACCAUUCCAGGUGCUUUGUCCAAUCAUGUACUGUAGUAUAGUGUACUGGAUGACUGAGCAGCCUCCAGAAGCGGGUCGCUACCUGCUCUUUAUGGCCUUGUCCACAUCCACAGCCCUGGUGGCCCAGUCCCUAGGUCUGCUCAUAGGGGCUGCAUCCACGUCUCUGCAGGUGGCAACCUUUGUGGGUCCAGUCACAGCCAUACCUGUGCUCCUCUUCUCUGGCUUCUUCGUCAAUUUUGACACCAUUCCCAAAUACCUACAGUGGAGCUCUUAUGUUUCCUACGUCAGGUACGGCUUUGAGGGGGUGAUUCUCUCUAUCUAUGGGAUGAACCGGUCGGAGCUGGAGUGUCCGGACCUGUCGUGUAAGUUCCAGAAGCCAGAGGAGGUCCUGCAGCUGUUGGAUGUGGAGGAUGCAAAGCUCUACGUGGACUUCAUGGUGCUGGGGGUGUUCUUCCUGAUCCUCAGACUGGCUACGUACCUGGUUCUGCGCUACAAAGUCAAGUCAGAGCGUUAAGACAUCCAGAGGCUGAUGGAUUUGGAUGCUUGCACAUAUCCCAGCAGUGUGAGAUAGUAAGCAAACAUAUAGUCUCUCUUUCUCUGUCUCUUCUUUACAUACAUGUACAAAGGCAUUAACUACGAGUGUGCUGCACUACCAAACUGUACAGUAUAAUGUUAUCUUUUGGGCUUUGUUUUUCAAGAAAAAGGAGAAAGUGUUGUUCUACCCUCUGCCCAUUUUUAGUUCUCCUUCAGGUCAUAGUAUUUUUCAGAUCACCAUUACCUGUCAGAGAUAUUGUGUAUCAGCACUAUACAUAAACGAAAUACCCAACAAAGUAACAGAAAGCAUGUGUCUUUAAACUGAGAAAUUUGGAUUUGUUCUUAUUUGGCUGCCACAUGAAACAUGAGUGAAAGCCUCGGGGUUUAUGGGGAGCCAUAAUAACCAUCUUGGUGCAGAAGUGUCCAAUAAUUUGUAGCUUCUCAAUACAAUGCCUAAAAAGAUAAUCCAAGCCACAUCAGAAGUCCGUUCAUUGGAUGUACCAGGAACAUGACUUCAAGAUGGAAGCCCUCUUAUUGCCAUCGGGAAAUGUCGAAACUUUCAGUGCCGGAAAACGUUUGUGCGGCCUCUCGCUGUCCUGUAGGAUCAUCUCAUCAGGUGUCUUUUACCAAGACGCUGAACAAGAUGACUUUUCUUUACGGAAUACGACCAUGACAAACCGACUGCCAGUGGAUGGCUCUCCUCGCUUUCCAUCUCCAGUGUGAAUCCCUUUCGCAGGACCUUCUGCCCAUCGACGGUGGUAGAACGUUUAGACGUGGAUGAAAUGUUUGUGAAAAUGUCCAGCAGUGUGUCUUAUACAAAGACUGAUAUAGACUCACCCUGCGACCGGCUCUAUGAUUCCUUACUUGCUCCUUAUCUUAAUAUAUCAUGUUUGUUUCUGCCAUAACUGAGGAAGCAUUCGGUGAACUGGGAGCAUUAUGCUAAAGCAAGCAUGACUGCUGUCUCCUUCCUGAUGCAGAAGGCUGCUGCACGGACACAAAGGUGUUUUCAGUGAAGUGCAACAGCCUGUUCUACGGUUAAAAAAGUCUAAUUGUGUUGUUUUGACACGAUUCUUUGAACUGCUUGUUUCCACUCGUUGUAUGACUCUUUAGCUGCCUCCUUCCCAAGCUGCGAAAGGAAAUAACCUGUUAUUUUUCUCCUUCUCUUCUUCUGCUUUGCUGAUGUCUGACAGAUGUGUGUUGUCCAAAACAAUGCUAGAUACUUGAAAUGCUGGCUGGGCAGUUUUUGUGCCUCUGAACUAGAAUGAUUUGAGUUUCCUCUGCUUCAUUGUUUGCACAUACACCUUAUGUCAACGAACAUGCUGGUUCACAAACACACGCACACACACAUGCACAUAUGCACUCAGACAUAUACACGAAAACACACACAAGCAAAUACACUCUUGGCGAUGUUUAGAAGAGCCUCUCCUUGUUGCAGGGCAAUGCAAAUAUUUUCCAAUAGACUUGCUAUGAAAUAUUUCUUACUUAAACUAUGCUACUUAGUAAUCCUUAUUAUAAUGCAUAAAAUAAUGUGAGUAUAUAAUCAAUGAUUGUACAGUGAAUAUGUCAUGCUGUAAACAAAUGUACAUUUGCACUUUUCAAUGUAUGUUUAUUCUUUUUUAUUUAUUUGUAUUUGAUUUUAUUUUUAUAUAUCUAUGUGAUGAGUGCUGCUUGAAAGUAUAAUUGGAAAACAGCAACCGAAUGUUGCAUGUUCACAUUAGGAAUGAAAUUUAUGAAAUAUUAAAUUUCAGAGUAAAGCGUUUUCAAACGUUUUUACUUCCAAAUGUAUGUAUCCUGCCAUGUCUGAGGAGCUGCAAGUCCUCUGCUUUCCGCUGAACAUUUUUAGAAUAUCUGGAAUCGAGUGCGUCACUGGUGUAGAUUUAAAAAAAGAAGAACAAAGAAUCAGAAGUGAGAGAAGGUAACACAGGAAUGUGUGAAAUGUGCUGGGAGGAAGACUGAUAAUCAACAGUCAACCAAAUGCAUCAUUAUGUAGCUAAAGAGACUGGCGAUCUCUUUAGGAACAAACUGGAUCAGAGAGCAGAUCUGCUUCACUGUUCAGUCCUGCACAGACUGGAGGCUGCAGGUGGAGAUUUGGAUUCUGUCAUUAAUAGCAAUAGUCAACAUUGUGAUGUUUAAUUGUUAUACCUCCCACUGCUGUGGCAUCAGUCAGUUCAUAUGUCUUAUAUUAAGAGCUUGAUUUGAGUCAUUUUGUUCCGACUGGUUUUAUUAUGUGCAAUAACCAUCCAAAGGUGUUUUAACUCUAUGAGACCAGUUUCGUGAAGGGAAAAUGUGACGCUGCAAUGCGUCUGUUUUUCAUCUGUUCAUUGUGUUUUUGUUGCUUCUGUUCAGAAACUAAUUUGGUGGACGUGUUUACUGGAUGGCCCUAUUACAGAUUUAAUUACAGGGACAGAAACAGAAUCAAAAUAGUGAAAUGUACUGUAGAUGGGUGCUGGAUAAGCUAAAGCCACUGGGCAGAUGUUGCCAUCUGAAUGCCAGACCCCGUCAAGAUAAUUGGUUCUCAAUGUGUAGCAUGGGAGAAAUACUGGGUACAGCCAGUUUUACUGCCAACACAGCAGAUAUGUGUUUUAACCUUCCCCGAAUUAUAUAAAAAGCCAUGAGUUGGUAGUAGACCUGCAGGUAUGACUUUGUAUGAUGAAAAAAAAAAAGAAACGGCUCCAACCUCGGAACAAAGCAGGGAUAAUUAGUGUUGAAGUCAUUAACCAGUCUGGGAACGUCUCGGCCUGAGGUUGUAAGGCCCGUGGUACCAAAGAAGAAAACAAAUCAUCCUUCCUCUGCUAUGAAAUGUGAAGCGUGCAGAGUGAGAUUAUGUCGUUAAAUGUUCUCAUUAAUUUCCUGACCAAAGAGAGAGCUCUGAAAGGACGUCCAGUGGGAACCUCUGCGAUUUUCCUCAUUUCUUUCUCAUGCAUAAAAUGGCCACGCUCCUGAAGAUCUGUUUUCCAGUGUCCCUUUUAGGUCAGAAACGUGAUCAUUACUGACAGAUAUGAUUUGGCUCCAGUGGAAAAUCUGAUUCAGUGUAAUCAUGUGCAAGCAGUAUUCUGGAAGUGACUGUGUGGGAUGCAGCUGAUGAGACUAUGUACAAAAUCCAAAAGCUUUUUUCACUCUCUUCAACACUUUUUCUUUUAAUCGUGUCACCAUGUCACCUGUUUGUCAUAAUAAGCCACCUGACUUCAGUGCACUCUAUCAUGCAUGGUAAACAAUAAUAUGCAGGCUAUCCCUACAGAAAGCUACAAUUGUCUGAUCAAAAGUUAGUCAUGGAAAAGAACGCUGUUAAACACAAACUGUUUUUAGUUUUGUUCGAUAUCAUUUGUUUAUCAUUUACAGGUUACACCAUGGUUUCUCAACUCAAAAAAUGCAAGUUCUGUAUACUGAACGCUGUUCCAAGGAUUAUAA